GGGGAUGGAGACCCGGCCGCCGCGCGCCGGGACCUGCUGAGCUUCCCGCCGCCGCCGGGUCCGGCUUACACUUACUCUGACAAAGGCAAGUUUGGAAGCAAUUACUUGGGGACAGUUUGGAUAACACCUAGAUAAUCAAAACGGGCACAAUGAAGCACUUCCUGAGAAUGUUGUUCCAGGUGUGCCUGUAUUUUUACUGUAAAUUUUUGUGGCGCUGCCUAAAAUUUGUAAUGAGGAAGCUGACUGGAAGAUGUGAAUUGCAACGGAUCUGUUACAAUACCAAGCCUGGGGCUUCUAGAACCAUGAAAAUCGAAACAUCACUGAGGGAUUCAAAAAGUAAGCUGCUGCAGACUUCAGUGAGUGUUCACCCUGACGCCAUUGAGAAAACUAUAGAGGACAUCAUGGAACUGAAGAAAAUUAACCCCGACAUAAAUCCACAGUUGGGAAUCUCUCUUCAGGCUUGCCUUCUGCAAAUUGUUGGCUACAGAAACCUUAUCGCAGAUGUGGAAAAACUGCGCAGAGAACCCUAUGAUUCUGAUAACCCCCAACAUGAAGAAAUGCUUUUGAAGUUAUGGAAAUUCUUGAAGCCCAAUACUCCAUUGGAAUCUCGGAUUUCUAAGCAGUGGUGUGAAAUUGGUUUCCAAGGUGAUGAUCCUAAAACAGAUUUUCGAGGAAUGGGACUUCUGGGCCUAUACAAUUUGCAGUAUUUUGCAGAAAGGGACGCUGUAGCAGCUCAGCAGGUCCUCUCUGACUCUCUUCAUCCAAAAUGCAGCAAAUUCAGCAAAGCAGAAUGGGAGAAGAAAAGGAUGGAUAAAGCAAUUGGGUACUCAUUUGCAAUUGUGGGCAUCAAUAUAACUGAUCUGGCAUAUAAUCUACUGGUGAGCGGAGCUCUAAAAACUCACUUCUACAACAUCGCCCCAGAAGCUCCAACACUGUCUCAUUUCCAGCAAACAUUCUGCUAUUUGAUGCAUGAGUUUCAUAAGUUUUGGAUUGAAGAGGACCCCAUGGACAUAAUGGAAUUCAAUCGUGUGCGGGAGAAAUUCCGCAAGAGGAUCAUAAGACAGCUGCAGAACCCAGACAUGGCGUUGUGCCCACACUUUGCUGCCUCAGAAGGUUUAAUCAACAUGUAGUCACCCACGCUGGUUUUAACGGAUACCCUAGAACACUGCCUCAUUGUCGUGUUAGAUCCUGCUUAGGUCCCAGCUCACACACUGAAUGCACAGUGAUUGUAUGCAUGCCUUCUGGUACAGUAUUUUCACCUCUUGGUCAUAAUUACCAGAUCCCCAGAUACCACUGUUUCUGGAGUAUCUGUCAUCCAGUGACCGUUCAUAUUGUGGCAUUAUGCAAUGUUACAUUUGCCUUGACACCCAGGUAUGGAGAGAGUUUUCUAUUUUUUUAGACUGUUCUCCUCCCCCUCAUAAUUCAGCACUGAAGAACUGUAUUUCUCUAGCUGUAUUUUGUAUGCAAGAGAUUUAGCUGAAUCUUGUUCUGUGAAAGCCUUUUAAUUUACUGAUAUGUUUCAUGACUACUGCUGCUAGCUCUUCAGGCCAGGUUCAUGCUUGGAUCUCACUCCACUAAAGUGUAUGACUUUCAAACAAUACAGACAGACACAUGAUAAGCCAAACCAUUCCUGCAAACACAGCCGUGCCUCGUGAAAAUGUAACAAGGCUUACAAGAAGCAGAUUUAGGUAGGUGCUGUUUUUGUUUGAAGAACCGCAGAAUUAUACUGUAACUUCCCCCAGCUGUAACUGUGUCAUAGUCAUAUGGAUACCAAAUAAUUUUAUUCCCAUAAUUUCACUGGCUUGGAUACCUAAAUAUGUUUAUGAUGCUUGGAGCCUCAGAAAAGAAGUAUGCAUACUUCAAAAACUGCAAAAGGUUUUUCACUGCCUGCCUCUUGCUGAACUCAGAGUUACACGCUGGCACUGUUCUGAUCCAAGCAUCUUUGCUUGGGGAACUGAGUGCUGACUGGUUUGUUUUCAAUGUCAAGAGGUUAUAUCAAAAAACAAUUUGCAAGAAAAUGUGUUGCAAGAGAGGGACCUAAGCUGUGUCCUUCUAUAAUAUUUCUUGAAAAUAAUGACCUUGUCCUGUAUCAGUGAAAAAAGUAAAUUGCUUGGAAGGGAAAAAACAUCAAUUCAUUCCAAAACUGCUAAAAAUCAUUUUAAAAACCAUGAUUUAGUUUGGAAUUAUGAUUGUAGUCUGUUGAAUAGUAUUUACCAUGGCAUUUCAUACCCAUGGUAUUUUAUACCUUCUGACUAUCAAUUUUAGUAUUAUUAGACAUUUGUGUGAUCACUUGCUUAUUUAAAUGAAGUCUGGGUACUGCCUAACUGUCAGUUAUAUGAAUAAAUUAC
Mirounga angustirostris (Northern elephant seal) is the source of this 2348-nucleotide messenger RNA. It is a transcript of the gene ELMOD1, whose product is annotated as ELMO domain containing 1. Bases 150 to 1130 code for a protein of 326 amino acids. The transcript is spliced from 11 exons. The record is from RefSeq and is a predicted model, not a curated record. Lineage: Eukaryota; Metazoa; Chordata; Mammalia; Carnivora; Phocidae. Gene Ontology annotation, molecular function: GTPase activator activity.